Messenger RNA from Arabidopsis lyrata subsp. lyrata, 1663 nucleotides. RefSeq names its product probable N-succinyldiaminopimelate aminotransferase DapC. The transcript has 2 exons. Gene Ontology annotation, molecular function: L-kynurenine:2-oxoglutarate transaminase activity; pyridoxal phosphate binding. Gene Ontology annotation, cellular component: cytoplasm. Gene Ontology annotation, biological process: biosynthetic process. The record is from RefSeq and is a predicted model, not a curated record. NCBI's taxonomy places the organism in Eukaryota, Viridiplantae, Streptophyta, Magnoliopsida, Brassicales, Brassicaceae. Bases 182 to 1507 code for a protein of 441 amino acids.
UCAUCUUGAAGGCGGCAUGGCCCAUGAAGCAUCAUGAUUCAUGAGUCGUGUUGUAAUUUGUAAAAGCCCACUUGACAUCAAAAAUUGUCAAAAGUUGCAACUUGUCGAAAAUUCCUAAAUUUCGAGCGAAUCAAAAACCCUAAAAAGCUUACCGAAUUUUUCUUGUGGUGAUGCAGAGUCAAUGUACCUGGACAUAAAUAGUAGUGUGAUGCUCAAACAAUUUAGCCUCAAAUCCUCUCUUCUCCCAUUUUCGUCUCAUUCCCGACGAAGCUCCUCCAAACUCCAUCGUCCUAUCGGAGCCACCAUGACCACAUUUUCGACUCAGAACGAGUCAACUCAGAAACCCGUCCAGGUGGCGAAACGAUUAGAGAAGUUCAAGACUACGAUUUUCACUCAAAUGAGCAUAUUGGCUGUUAAACACGGAGCGAUCAAUUUAGGCCAAGGCUUUCCCAAUUUCGACGGUCCUGAUUUUGUUAAAGAAGCUGCGAUCCAAGCUAUUAAAGAUGGUAAAAACCAGUAUGCUCGUGGAUACGGCAUUCCUCAGCUCAAUUCUGCUAUAGCUGCGCGGUUCCGUGAAGAUACGGGUCUUGUUGUUGAUCCGGAGAAAGAAGUUACUGUUACAUCUGGUUGUACAGAAGCCAUAGCUGCAGCUAUGUUGGGUUUAAUAAACCCUGGUGAUGAAGUCAUUCUCUUUGCACCAUUCUACGAUUCCUAUGAAGCGACGCUCUCUAUGGCUGGUGCUAAAAUAAAAGGAAUCACUUUACGUCCACCGGACUUCUCGAUCCCUUUGGAUGAGCUCAAAGCUGCGGUAACUAACAAGACCCGAGCCAUCCUCAUGAACACUCCGCACAACCCAACUGGGAAGAUGUUCACGAGAGAGGAGCUUGAAACCAUUGCAUCUCUCUGCACUGAAAAUGAUGUGCUUGUGUUCUCGGAUGAAGUAUACGAUAAGCUUGCGUUUGAAAUGGAUCACAUUUCCAUAGCUUCUCUUCCUGGUAUGUACGAGAGAACCGUGACCAUGAAUUCCCUGGGAAAGACUUUCUCUUUAACGGGAUGGAAGAUCGGCUGGGCGAUUGCGCCGCCUCAUCUGACUUGGGGAGUUCGACAAGCACACUCUUACCUCACAUUCGCCACAUCAACACCAGCACAGUGGGCAGCCGUUGCAGCUCUCAAGGCUCCAGAGUCUUACUUCAAUGAGCUGAAAAGAGAUUACGCGGCGAAAAAGGAGAUUCUGGUGAAGGGUUUGAAAGAAGUCGGGUUUAAAGUGUUCCCGUCGAGCGGGACUUACUUUGUGACUGCGGAUCACACGGCAUUUGGAUUGGAGAACGAUGUCGCCUUCUGUGAGUAUCUUAUUGAAGAAGUUGGGGUCGUUGCGAUCCCGACUAGCGUCUUUUAUCUGAAUCCAGAAGAAGGGAAGAACUUGGUUAGGUUUGCGUUCUGUAAAGACGAAGAGACGUUGCGUGGUGCAAUUGAGAGGAUGAAGCAGAAGCUAAAGAGAAAAGUCUGAAGUUUGAAUUAGAAAAUACUCUUUUUUUUUUUUUUUGGGCAAAUACUUUAUUAUUAUGUUGUUGUCUAACUUGUGUUCCUUCUUCUUCGGUUCCAUUUGAGGACAGACUUUUGAUUAAGCAAAGCAAAUUAAUAAAGUAAAGUUCACGUUAUCAAA